This is a messenger RNA of Prunus armeniaca (apricot), 291 nucleotides long. Lineage: Eukaryota; Viridiplantae; Streptophyta; Magnoliopsida; Rosales; Rosaceae. The record is from the annotation of a GenBank genome assembly.
AUGGACAAGAUUGAAGCUGAAGAACAGUCUGAGCCUUAUUCAGUUUCUGAUGUGUCUGCCUUUGUGAAGAAAGGGAAAGGACAAACCAAACACAGCAGCCAAACAACCGACCCAAAGAACAACAGCAAAGCAAAACCACAACAGGAGCAGAAGCUACUAACUCUCGAAAAACUACUAAACAAAGCAGUACCAGGCCAAACUAGCCAACCCAGAAAAAGAGACACUAAGUUCCAGCUAGGACAAAGAACACUAGGACGCCACCCCAGAAGGCAAGCGUCAGAUCCUAACUAG